CGGUAUCCCAUGAUUCCUUGGUGUGACCUCUCGAAGCACACGAAGAAGAAGAAGCAGCGGGGCUCGCUCACGCUGCUGUCUGGCUAACCCUCGCUCGCUUGUGGAUCAUGGCUGCUUCAAAGCCAGUUGAGCCGCAGUCCGGGACUGGACUACCCCGCUGGCAGCUGGCUCUGUUAGUCGGGACUCCCAUAGUGCUGGGAGUGGGAGCGGUUUACCUCUGGAACCGCAGCAGGACGAAGGAGAGGAAAGGGACCGAGGAGAGGAAAACACCUGAAGGCAGCGCGAGCCCCGUGCAGGGCCAAGACGGCGCAGCACGAGCCAACCGGGAUCAGGAGAACAUGAGCCCGUUGGAUCGAGCCCAAGGAGCCAAAAACAAGGGCAACAAGUACUUCAAGGCUGGAAAGUACGAGAACGCCAUUCAGUGCUACACAGAGGCCAUCGCUCUCUGCCCCACGGAGCAAAAGACUGAUUUAUCAACGUUUUACCAGAACAGAGCAGCAGCCUACGAACAGCUGAUGAAAUGGACAGAGGUGGUGCAGGACUGCUCUAAGGCUGUGGAGCUAAACCCACGAUACGUCAAAGCUCUGUUCAGGAGGGCUAAAGCUCUGGAAAGACUGGACAACAGGAAGGAGUGUUUAGAGGACGUCACAGCAGUGUGUAUUCUUGAGGCCUUCCAGAACCAACAGAGCAUGCUGCUAGCAGACAAGGUGCUGAAACAGCUGGGGAAAGAGAAGGCCAAAGAUAAGUACAAGAACCGUGAGCCGAUGAUGCCUUCUCCUCAGUUCAUCAAAUCUUACUUCAGUUCUUUCACGGAUGACAUCAUCUCGCAGCCGCUGCAGAAAGGGGAGAAGAAAGACGAAGACAAGGACAAAGAGGGGGAGGCAGCGGAGGUGACUGAGAGCUCUGGCUACCUGAAGGCAAAGCAGUACAUGGAAGAAGAAAACUACGACAAAAUCAUCAGUGAAUGCACCAAGGAGGUCGAGUCCGGAGGUCGGUACACAGCCGAGGCUCUGCUGCUGCGAGCCACCUUCUACCUGCUGAUCGGGAACGCCACCGCAGCUCAGCCGGACCUGGACCGGGUCAUCAACAUGCAGGACGCCAAUGUGAAGCUACGAGCCAACGCUCUGAUCAAGCGCGGCAGCAUGUACAUGCAGCAGCAGCAGCCCAUGCUCUCCACACAAGACUUCAACAUGGCGGCCGAGAUCGACUCAAGCAACCCAGACGUCUACCACCACAGGGGUCAGCUGAAAAUCCUGCUGGACCAGGUGGACGAGGCGGUGGGAGACUUUGACGAGUGCAUCCUGCUCAGACCCGACUCUGCUCUCGCUCAGGCACAGAAGUGUUUUGCUCUUUACAGACAAGCGUAUACUGGAAACAACCCGUCACAAGUACAGAAGGCCAUGGACGGCUUCGAGGACGUCAUUAAGAGGUUCCCUAAGUGUGCAGAGGGCUACGCUCUGUACGCUCAGGCUUUGACCGAUCAGCAGCAGUUUGGAAAAGCAGACGAGAUGUAUGACAAAUGUAUUGAACUGGAACAAGACAACGCUACCACAUACGUCCACAAGGGCUUGUUACAGCUUCAGUGGAAACAGGACCUUGACUUGGGUCUUGAGCUCAUCAGUAAGGCCAUCGAAAUUGACAACAAAUGUGACUUUGCCUACGAGACUAUGGGAACCAUCGAGGUUCAAAGGGGCAACCUGGACAAGGCGAUAGACAUGUUCAACAAGGCCAUCAACCUCGCCAAGUCAGAGAUGGAGAUGGCCCAUUUGUACUCGUUAUGUGACGCAGCGUACGCCCAGACUGAAGUGGCGAGAAAGUACGGCCUGAAGCCUCCGACACUGUAACUCCUCCGCCAACUGAUCGCCAAUCUCUUCACUGCUCAACCUAACUGUGUUAAAAGUGCAACUGUCUAUAUGAUUUGUAUAAAAAAAAAGAGUAUUGGGUUAUAAGAGGAGUGAUGAAGAGCCUGAUUAUAUGUAUACAGUGUUUACAUCACAUUAAAGGGGUUUGUCAUCAGAGAGAGGAGGAUUUCUACUAAAAGUGCGAGGCUGUGACGCAGGUUUGAGGUUGAUGUGGUUUGUCAGGUUGGCAACUUCAGCCAGAACAUCAUGAGCAGGAAGAAGAGAAAGUCGUGACACCUAGAGAGAGAGAAGUACAUGAGUGAUCAUGUAUAGCUGUCUGAAUGAAAAGAGAUAGGUAAGAGAGUUGAAAAGGGUGCAGUUUGUUGAACCAAUUACUGACUUUAAGGCUUUUGUGACUCUUUUAAAUUUACAGAAAAUACUGUGAGAGCUUUAUAUAGUUCUAAUGGACUGUUCACCUGUUAAUUUAUGCUGAUUUAAAGUGGUUUCGUCCAGCUCCUCCCACAUGGUAACAAACUUUAUCAGUUCCAAAUGCAAGAUUAAAACUAUAGUCUAAUGUGUAAUGUAUGUGUUUGUAAUGCUGGAACUGAUCCCAUGAGCGCGAGCGCGAGGUUAGCUUAGCAUCCUGAAGUGUUUUUUUUUUUUUUAUUAUGGGACUGCUUGUUUUCUUUUUUUACAAACUGUGCAGCAUGUUGACUUUAUAAAUAAAUGUAAAUGCAUUGCUCGUGCUGUCUUGAACACUAGAAAAACUUAAAGAGACUUUGGGGGGAGAGACUUUGGAUUAGAAACCUAACGUCUUUAGUUUUUUGAAAUUGUUUGGAAUUGCCUCUAGAAGUUGUCACAAGGGAUUGGAUAUCAAGUGUUUUUUUUCCUAGCCAACUUAAAUUAAGGAACAUGAUUUAUUUUCUAUUACAUUGUAAAAUGUUUAUUUUUCAUGCCGCAUUUGAUUUCAUAUUUUGACAGAGUAUCCUGAAGACAGUUGUUUUACACUCUCCCCUUUUCAAAUUAUCUCACAACUCGAGCCUUAUUUUUUAACCCCCCCUCGCUGCUCCAAACAGCUCCAGGUUAAGUUUGUGAUUUGGUUCCCAUGUAGCACCCAUCCUGUCUUUAAAAAAAAGCCACCACUGCUAAAUGUUUGUGCUUAUGGAGUACUAAAUUCAGAAACUUCUCGUGACUGUUCAUGUAGCAGCAGUGAUGGCUGAAUUUUAUUAAUGUGUGGAAACGACAAGGAACCAAAUUAUGCAUUUAAUCUGCAGCUGAUUAGGACGACUUCUUUACAAUCAAACAAGCAUUUACCUUCACAAACUGAUGUAACAGCUGCAGACGUUCUGCAAAUCUCCACCAAGGUUCGGCUGUUACAUUAAAGUAUACUCAACAUUCUUCAUCAGUGAUAUAUACGGUGACCAAAGUGACAGAAAAUAUGAAUCCUAAUAAAGUUCCUGGAAUGAAUUUCACUUUUA
This is a messenger RNA of Notolabrus celidotus (New Zealand spotty), 3319 nucleotides long. It is a transcript of the gene tomm70, whose product is annotated as translocase of outer mitochondrial membrane 70 homolog A (S. cerevisiae). The coding region runs from base 108 to 1844 and encodes 578 amino acids. The transcript has 12 exons. NCBI's taxonomy places the organism in Eukaryota, Metazoa, Chordata, Actinopteri, Labriformes, Labridae. Gene Ontology annotation, molecular function: protein binding. The record is from RefSeq and is a predicted model, not a curated record.